Messenger RNA from Cynara cardunculus var. scolymus (artichoke), 3483 nucleotides. RefSeq names its product putative disease resistance RPP13-like protein 1. NCBI's taxonomy places the organism in Eukaryota, Viridiplantae, Streptophyta, Magnoliopsida, Asterales, Asteraceae. The record is from RefSeq and is a predicted model, not a curated record. Gene Ontology annotation, biological process: defense response to other organism. The transcript has 4 exons. The coding region runs from base 1 to 3483 and encodes 1160 amino acids. Gene Ontology annotation, molecular function: ADP binding.
AUGGCUGCUAUACUCCCUAGUCUUGAUGGAACACAAAAGAUGGCCACCAAGAAGAACACAAGGAUGACAAGGUCUCUAGGAAUGUUUGGCCUGGGAGGGAUUGGGAAGACUACUCUUGCCCAAGUUCUGUACAAUGAAAAGAAAGUGAAGGAUCACUUUGAACUCAUGGCAUGGGUUUGUGUUUCUGAUGAGUUCGAUAUAUUUAAUAUUAGCAAGACUAUAUUACAAGCUGUAGGAGGAGAGGACAAAAGGUUUGUGGAUCUAAAUCAGCUUCAAGUGGCCCUUACAGAAAGAAUUUCAAAGAAAAGGUUCCUAUUUGUUCUAGACGAUGUUUGGAACGAAGACUACAAGGAGUGGGAACUCCUUCAACGCCCGUUUCUUGUAGGGGGACCUGGAAGUAAAAUUAUUUUGACAACACAAAAGACCAAAGUUGCAUCAAUGAUGGACUCCGUUCAAGCUUACCCUCUAGAGCUUUUGUCAAAUGAAGAAGCUCUAUCUUUAUUUGCUCAACAUGCAUUGGGUAAACAAAACUUCGAUUCACAUCCAACUCUUCAAUUGCAUGGUGAAGGAAUCAUGAUGAAAUGUGGUGGGUUGCCUUUGGCGUUGAUAACACUUGGGAGGGUGUUGAGAACAAAAGCAAAUGAUGAGGAAUGGGAGGAGUUGCUAAAUAGUGAGAUAUGGAAUUUACAUAAUGAAAGUAAGAUUCUUCCGGCUCUAAGACUAAGCUACUAUGAUCUCCCUCCGCAUUUGAAGCAGUUGUUUGCAUAUUGCUCCUUAUUCCCCAAGGACUACAUAUUUGACAAGGAUGAACUAGUGCUGUUGUGGAUGGCAGAAGGGUUUUUGUACAGGUCAAAUGGCAACAUGUCAAUGGAGAAUUUAGGCCGUGAGUGUUUUAAAGAGCUACAGUCAAGGUCGUUUUUUCAACAUUCAAGUAAUCAUAAGUCACAAUAUAUAAUGCAUGACUUGAUAAAUGACUUGGCCACGAGUGUUGCAGGGGAGUUUUUCUUUACUUUGGAUGAUAAGAUGAAUGUUUACGAAAAGAAUGAAGCUCUGCAAAAGUUCCACCAUGUUUCAUUUGUUCGUCAAAAGUAUGGAGUAUACAAAUAUUUCAAAGCAUUACAAAGAUCUAGACGCCUACGUACGUUCUUAGCUGUGCCAGUAAAUUCACGAUAUGGGUUCCACUUAUCAAACAAGGUUCUUUUUGAACUAAUUCCCAAGCUACGGUUCUUAAGGGUGCUAAGCCUGACUUCUUAUUCAAUCAAAGAGGUCCCUCAAUCCAUUGGUAGUCUCAAGCAUAUACGAUACCUUAACUUUUCCAAAACCGACAUCACUUGUUUACCGGAACAAGUUGGUGACCUUUAUAAUCUACAGAGUUUGUUGGUUUCUCAUUGUCUUGAAUUAUCUAGCUUGCCAGACAGUUGUGUGAAGUUAAUAAAUCUACGGCAUCUUGACAUAAGUGAUACUCCAAAGUUGAACAAGAUGCCCUUAGGCAUUGGUGGGUUAACGAGUCUACAAACUCUAUCCAAAGUCAGUAUUGGAAGAGCUAAUGGAUUCAAAGUAUCCGAUCUUAAGGGCCUACCCCAUCUUCAAGGUCGAGUUUCCAUUCAGGGACUGCACACAGUGACAAAUGCAAUACAUGCAAAAGAAGCCAACUUAUUGCAAAAGAAGGGUCUUUGUGAUUUGGAGAUGGAAUGGAGUGAUGUCUUUGAUGGUUCUCGGAAUGAAAUAAUUGAAUAUGGAGUACUUAAGGGACUAAGGCCUUAUGAUAAGUUGAGAAGCCUAAAGAUUUCGUACUACAUGGGAAUAAAAUUUCCUAGUUGGGUUGGGGAUUCAUCAUUUGUUUGCUUAAACCAGCUUACACUACGUGGCUGUAAAAGUUGUACAAGUCUACCAACACUUGGACAUCUACGGUCACUUCAGAAGUUGUUUGUUGAGGACAUGAGUGGGUUGAAGAGGCUGGGUUUGGAGUUACUUGGAGCUUCUAAUUCUUCUCAUGAUAUUGCAUUUCCAUCGCUCGAAGUUUUGAAAUUUAGAGAUAUGCAGGGCUGGGAAAUAUGGUCAACCGAUGGUGGUGAAGGAGAUGGAGUCGCUAGAUCGUAUCCUUGUCUUCGUGAGAUUUCUAUGAUAAAUUGCCCAAAACUCAAUGCAGUGGAAAUUGAGUUAAUACCAUCACUUCGGGUUUUAGAUAUACAAGGAUGUUCUGUAGCCGUGUUAAGAAGCAUGGUUGGUGUGUCUCCAUCAAUUCUUAGGUUGACAAUGGUGAAUGUUGAAGGGCUUACUCAGCUAGAUGAAGAUGUUUUAGAGCAUCUUGGGGCAGUAGAACAAAUAUGGUUCAGAAGUUGUCAUGAUCUUAGAUACUUGUGGGAAUCAGAAUUGGAGGCAUGCAAGAUUCUUGUGAGUUUAUGGGAUUUGAGAGUAGAAUUCUGUCAAAAAUUAGUGUCAUUGGUAGAGAAAGAGGGUGAUUCGGGGAUUAGCUUGAAAUCGCUUAGACAUGUGUAUAUUGACAAUUGUCCGAAACUGAGGAGUUACAAUUGUCCAUAUAGUAUUGAGAAGUUGGUGAUAGACCAUUGUCCGUUAGUUACAUCCUUGACAUUUUCAGCGGUACAUGACCUCACAUCAACUAUGAAGAUUCUUGACAUCAACUCAUCUCAUAAUUUGGAGGUGAGUUGGCUUCUCAACAACUUCUUGUCAUCGCUUGGAUCUCUUUGUAUUAAUAGUGUGGCGAAUGUGAGGUCGUUUCCUGAAGGUUGCUUAGUUCAUCUCACCUCAUUGAUAGUUAGUAACUGUGGUGACAUAGAAUCAAUUCCUGAGAAUGGUUUUGGUUUCCUUCCCGUUCUUUGCCUAAGAUCUCUUCAUAUCCAUAAUUGCAAGAAUCUUAAGUCAUUUCCUCAUGAGCAUUUGCAAAGUCUCUCGUCGCUGGAAAAGCUAUGGAUAAGAGAUUGUCCAAGCAUGGACUACUCAUUUCCUUGUGGUUUGUGGCCUCCUAAUUUAAGUUUCUUGUCAAUAGGAGACUUAAAAAAGCCCAUGUCAGAAUGGGGGCUGCAAAAUUUUCCGACCUCACUUCUUGAAUUGUGUAUAGUGGGCAAGAAUUCAGGAAUCGUUUCAUUUGCAACGACAGAAGAUGUGAGAAGGAAUAGCAACAAUACUACUACUUCAUUAUCUUUGUUUCUUCCGCCAUCUUUAACUUAUCUACGUGUCAAUGGUUUUAUGGAAUUGGAAUCACUUUCAAAGGGCCUACAGCACCUCACCUAUCUGGAAAAAGUUGCGACCUUGUCAUGCCCGAAGCUUCGAGAUCUGCCAGAGACUCUACUUCCUUUACUCUCAUUUUUGUUGGUGAAGUCUUGCCCGAAACUGGAAAAAAGAUGCAGUAAAAAGGAUGCAAUGAAGGACAAACUAAAGCAAGCACAGCAAUGGAUGAAAUUCUAUGCAGACAAGAAGAGGAGUGAAAAGGUUGUUGGAAGUAAGGAACUGGGUAUGCCGUAA